AUGUAAAUUGCCUCGACCUGUUUUCAAACUUCAUUUCAACUCUGUGUUGAUUUUGGAUUCUACAUUUCAUCACAUUCAGACACAAUGGCAUCCACAGUAGGAAAGACCAUCACUUGCAAGGCUGCCAUCGCCUGGGGCGCCGGCCAGGAGCUCAGUUAUGAGGACGUUGAGGUGGCUCCGCCCAAGGCCCACGAGGUCAGAAUUCAGAUCAAGCACACCGGUGUCUGCCACACGGACGCCUACACCCUCUCGGGCAAGGAUCCCGAGGGCGCCUUCCCCGUCAUCCUCGGACACGAGGGUGCCGGUAUCGUCGAGUCCGUCGGCGAGGGCGUCACCAACGUGAAGCCCGGCGACCACGUCAUCGCUCUCUACACCCCCGAGUGCAAGGAGUGCAAGUUCUGCAAGUCCGGCAAGACCAACCUUUGCGGCAAGAUUCGCGCCACCCAGGGCAGGGGUGUGAUGCCCGACGGCACCUCCCGCUUCCGCGCCCGUGGUCAGGACAUCCUCCACUUCAUGGGCACCUCCACCUUCAGCCAGUACACCGUCGUCGCCGACAUUUCGGUCGUCGCUGUGCAGCCCGAGGCCCCCAUGGACCGCACCUGCCUGCUCGGCUGCGGCAUCACCACCGGCUACGGCGCCGCCACCAUCACCGCCAACGUCGAGAAGGGCAGUACCGUCGCCAUCUUCGGCGCCGGCUGCGUCGGCCUCAGCGUCAUCCAGGGUGCUGUUGCCAACGGCGCCUCCAAGAUCAUCGCUGUCGAUGUCAACCCCAGCAAGGAGGAGUGGUCUCGCAAGUUCGGCGCCACUGACUUCGUCAACCCGUCCACCCUCCCCGAGGGCCAGUCUGUUGUCGACAAGUUGAUCGAGCUGACCGACGGUGGUUGCGACUACACCUUCGACUGCACAGGCAACGUUAAGGUCAUGCGUGCUGCUCUCGAGGCUUGCCACAAGGGUUGGGGUCAGAGCAUCAUCAUCGGUGUUGCUGCUGCCGGCCAGGAGAUUUCCACCAGGCCGUUCAUGCUGGUCACCGGCCGUGUCUGGAGGGGUUCCGCCUUCGGUGGCGUCAAGGGCCGCUCUCAGCUGCCCGGUCUUGUCGAGGAUUAUCUCAACGGCAAGAUCAAGGUUGACGAGUUGAUCACCCACCGCAAGAAGCUGGCCGAGAUCAACGAGGCCUUUGAGGUCAUGCAUCAGGGCGACUGCAUUCGUGCUGUCGUCGAUAUGUCGUAGGAAUAGUCAUUGAUUGCAAUGCGUUUAAAUCAAAGCCGUCAAUUUGUGUCUUUUU
This is a messenger RNA of Neurospora tetrasperma FGSC 2508, 1282 nucleotides long. RefSeq lists its product as uncharacterized. NCBI's taxonomy places the organism in Eukaryota, Fungi, Ascomycota, Sordariomycetes, Sordariales, Sordariaceae. The record is from RefSeq and is a predicted model, not a curated record. Gene Ontology annotation, cellular component: cytosol. The transcript has 4 exons. Bases 85 to 1227 code for a protein of 380 amino acids. Gene Ontology annotation, biological process: formaldehyde catabolic process. Gene Ontology annotation, molecular function: S-(hydroxymethyl)glutathione dehydrogenase [NAD(P)+] activity; zinc ion binding.